AUGAGGAGCGCGGGGCGGGAGCCCGGGCCGCGGCGGAGUCCAAGAUGGCGGCGUGCGGUGGUUCCGCUGUGUGAGGCGAGCGGCGGCGGCGGCGGCCGGCGCGGGGAUCAGCAUCCGCUGCGCGGGGACGACGACGGCGAGCCGCACCCUCCGCGCCACCGGCACCAGCACCAGCAGCAGCACCGUGAGCCGCAGCACCUGCAGCCCGUCAGGCGCGGCCUCGCAGCCGGCAGCAGCAGCAGCAGCAGCGGCGCCAUGAAGGGCAAGGAGCGCUCGCCGGUGAAGCCCAAGCGCUCCCGCGGCGGCGGCGGCGACGACUCGUCGUCCUCCCGCGGCGAGCGCAGCAAGAAGCUGGGCGGCUCCGGCGGCAGCAACGGCAGCAGCAGCGGCGGCGGCGGUAAGAGCGGCGAGAGCUCGCGCCGCAGCCUGCACCUGGACAAGUCGCGCAGCAGCAGCCGCGGCGGCAGCCGCGAGUACGACACGGGCGGGGGCGGCUCGAGCCGCAGCUUGCGCGCCUACAGCUCGCCCAGCGCCGCCAAGAACUCCUCCGGCGGCGGCGGCGAGUCGCGCGGCAGCUCCCGAGGUCGCGGCGGCGGCGGCGAGUCGCGCGCGUCGGGCGCCGCCGGGUCGUCGUCGUCCUCGUCGGCGGCGCUGGACGGCGGCGAGUACAAGACGCUGAAGAUCAGCGAGCUGGGCUCGCAGCUGAGCGACGAGGCGGUGGAGGACGGGCUGUUCCACGAGUUCAAGCGCUUCGGCGACGUGAGCGUCAAGAUCAGCCGCCUGGCCGGCGCGGGCGGCGGCGGCGGCGGCGACGAGCAGCGCGUGGCCUUCGUCAACUUCCGACGCGCCGAGGACGCGCGCGCCGCCAAGCACGCCCGCGGCCGCCUGGUGCUCUACGACCGGCCGCUCAAGAUCGAGGCGGUGUACGCCAGCCGCCGCCGCAGCCGCUCGCCGCUCGACAAGGACGCCUACGGACUGUCGUCCAGCCUGGCGGGCAUGUCGGUGAGCGGCCACCGCCACGCGCACGCCCACGCGCACGCCCCCGGCGGCGGCGGCCAGCGCUCCCUGUCGCCCGGGGCCGCGGCGCUGGGCUACCGGGACUACCGGCUGCAGCAGCUGGCCCUCGGCCGCCUGCCGCCGCCCCCGCCGCCGCCGCUGCCCCGCGAGCUGGACCGCGACCGCGACUACCAGUUCUACGACCGCGUGCGCCCCGCCUACAGCCUGGAGCCCCGCGUGGGCGCUGGCGGGGGCGGCGGCGGCGGCGCGGCGGCCUUCCGCGAGGCGGACGAGAUCUCCCCCGAGGACGACCAGCGCGCCAACCGCACCCUCUUCCUGGGCAACCUGGACAUCACCGUGACCGAGAGCGACCUGCGCCGCGCCUUCGACCGCUUCGGCGUCAUCACCGAGGUGGACAUCAAGCGGCCCUCGCGGGGCCAGACGAGCACCUACGGCUUCCUCAAGUUCGAGAACCUCGACAUGUCGCACCGCGCCAAGCUGGCCAUGUCCGGCAAGAUCAUCAUCCGCAACCCCAUCAAGAUCGGCUACGGCAAGGCGACGCCCACCACCCGCCUCUGGGUCGGCGGCCUGGGCCCCUGGGUGCCCCUGGCGGCGCUGGCCCGCGAGUUCGACCGCUUCGGCACCAUCCGCACCAUCGACUACCGCAAGGGCGACAGCUGGGCCUACAUCCAGUACGAGAGCCUGGACGCGGCGCACGCCGCCUGGACCCACAUGCGGGGCUUCCCGCUCGGCGGCCCCGACCGGCGCCUCCGAGUCGACUUUGCCGACACGGAGCACCGCUACCAGCAGCAGUACCUGCAGCCGCUGCCCUUGGCGCACUACGACCUGGUGACGGAUGCUUUCGGGCACCGGGCGCCCGACCCUCUGAGGGGGGCUCGCGACCGCACCCCGCCCUUGCUGUACAGAGACCGCGACCGGGACCUCUAUCCCGACUCUGACUGGGCGCCGCCCCCGCCCCCGGUCCGCGAGCGCAGCACGCGGACUGCGGCCUCCGCGGUGCCCGCCUACGAGCCGCUCGACAGCCUGGACCGACGGCGCGACGGCUGGUCCCUGGACCGGGACCGCGGCGACCGAGAUCUGCCCAGCAGCCGGGACCAGCCCCGGAAGAGGAGGCUGGCCGAGGACAGCGGCGGCAGGCACCAGGACCGGUCCCCCGAGAGUGACCGGCCCCGGAAGCGCCACUGCGCGCCGUCGCCGGACCGCAGCCCGGAGCCCAGCAGCGCCCGGGACCGCUACAACAGCGACAACGACCGCGCCUCGCGGCUCCUCCUGGAGAGGCCCUCGCCCAUCAGGGACCGGCGGGGCAGCUUGGAGAAGAGCCAGGGCGACAAGAGGGACCGCAAAAACUCGGCCUCGGCCGAGCGAGACCGGAAGCACCGGGCGGCGGCGCCCACCGAGGGGAAAAGCCCCCUGAAGAAGGAAGACCGGGCCGAGGGGAGCGCCGCCAGCACCAGCGCCGCCUCUUCCAAACUCAAGGCCCCUACCCAGAAGCAGGAGAGCGGGGCCGCCUCCGCCGCCGCCGCCUCCCCGAAACUCUGCUUGGCCUGGCAGGGCAUGCUCCUGCUGAAGAACAGCAACUUCCCGUCCAACAUGCAUCUGCUGCAGGGCGACCUCCAAGUGGCCAGCAGUCUCCUCGUGGAGGGCGCGACUGGCGGCAAAGUGGCCCAGCUCAAGAUCACGCAGCGGCUCCGCCUGGACCAGCCCAAGUUGGACGAAGUCACUCGCCGAAUCAAGGUGGCGGGGCCCAACGGCUACGCCAUCCUCCUCGCCGUGCCUGGAAGUUCCGACAGCCGCUCCUCUGCCUCAGCCACCUCUGACACUGCCACCUCCACGCAGAGGCCACUUAGGAACCUGGUGUCCUAUUUAAAGCAAAAGCAGGCGGCUGGGGUCAUCAGCCUCCCUGUGGGGGGCAACAAAGACAAAGAAAACACCGGGGUUCUUCACGCCUUCCCACCCUGUGAGUUCUCCCAGCAGUUCCUGGAUUCUCCUGCCAAGGCACUGGCCAAAUCGGAAGAGGAUUACCUGGUCAUGAUCAUUGUCCGUGGUACAACUUUAACGAUGUAGUUUGUAUCGUAUGGGAACUAUUCACCAAAAACUCUGCUGGUGAACAGCAGAUGAAGACAUGGAAUUCAGAGCUCUAAUGGACCUUUUUGAAGAGAAGUGAUGGCUUAUGUGGAGUUUACAUGGGCCUCUUGAUGGAAGAAAGCUAAUGUUUAGUAUUUGUGCAUUUUACUAAAAUGGCAGCUUAAAAGUUGUGUAUCUGCUAUUGUGAUGCCAAUGCCGGUGUUUUAAGUGGAAAAAAAAAUGACCUCUUUGCUUUGUGCUGUGUACACAAGAUUUCUGGAAAAGUAAAGAAAAACCCUUUUUAUGGCUCACACAGCUUAAAACUAGCUGUCACUCAAACGUGCUGCUCACAGUCGAGCUGCUUUUGUUUUAUUCUAAAUAAAUUGUUUCUUUUGAGGAAAA
Messenger RNA from Suncus etruscus (white-toothed pygmy shrew), 3483 nucleotides. It is a transcript of the gene RBM15, whose product is annotated as RNA binding motif protein 15. Gene Ontology annotation, cellular component: nucleus. NCBI's taxonomy places the organism in Eukaryota, Metazoa, Chordata, Mammalia, Eulipotyphla, Soricidae. The transcript is spliced from 3 exons. Gene Ontology annotation, biological process: regulation of alternative mRNA splicing, via spliceosome. The record is from RefSeq and is a predicted model, not a curated record. The coding region runs from base 1 to 3081 and encodes 1026 amino acids. Gene Ontology annotation, molecular function: mRNA binding.